UAGAACUUUCUAACAAAUUAAGAAGAAAAAGAAGAAAGAUGGGGUUUUGGACAUUAUUUGAGGUGGCAUCGAUGCCAAUAUUACAAAUGCUUCUUAUAAGUGUUUUAGGUGCUUUAAUGGCAACUAAUUAUUUCAAUAUUCUUCACUCUGAUACUCGAAAGUCCCUUAACAAAAUUGUGUUCGUGGUAUUUACACCCUCCAUAACGUUUGCAAGUUUGACUAAGACUGUCACCUUGGACGACAUCAUCUCAUGGUGGUUUAUGCCCAUUAAUAUAGGGCUAACUUUUUUAGUUGGAGGAAUUCUUGGAUGGCUAGUUGUAAAAAUACUAAAGCCAGAGGUACAUUUAGAGGGACUUAUUAUUGCUACAUGCUCAACAGGUAAUUUGGGAAACCUUCUAUUGCUAGUAAUUCCAGCAAUUUGCAAAGAGGAUGGCAGCCCAUUUGGUGAUCAUGAAAUUUGUGCUUCUGUUGGUCUUUCUUAUGUCUCUUUCUCUAUGGCAGUAGGUGGUUUCUACAUAUGGACAUACACAUACCACUUAAUAAGAAGUUCCUCUGUGAAAUUUAAAGCAAUAAAAGCAGAAAAUGCAUUGAAGAAACCAAAUAUGGAUUUGGUAGAUGCAAAUGAGAAAUCUCUCCUUCUUCAACAUGAUGAUACUGAAAGUCAAAUGAUCAAAGUAUGUGAAGUAUCAUCAUGGAGCAAAAUAGCAAGGACUUUGAACAAAAUUGUGGAGGAACUAUUAGCACCUCCAACAAUUGCAGCAAUUUUAGGACUUAUAUUUGGUUCAAUAACAUGGUUGAAAAACCUUAUUAUUGGUAGCAAUGCUCCCCUUAGAGUUAUUCAAGACACUGUCAAAUUACUUGGGGAUGGAACAAUUCCAUGUAUCACUCUUAUACUAGGGGGUAACCUAACCCAAGGAUUGAAGAAGGCAAAAGUGAAACCAAUGAUCAUUAUAGCAGUGGUGUGUGUGAGAUAUAUUAUUAGUCCUCUGUUAGGAAUUCUUGUUCUUAAAGCUGCUUCCAAAUUUGGAUUCCUUGCAGCAGAUCCGCUUUACAAAUUUGUGCUCAUGAUUCAAUAUACAUUGCCACCUGCCAUGAAUAUCGGAACAAUGACACAAUUAUUUGAUGUGGCACAAGAAGAGUGUUCAGUCCUUUUUCUGUGGACUUAUUUGGCUGCAGCAUUUGCACUUACAAUUUGGUCCACUAUAUUCAUGUGGCUUUUGUUCUAACAAAUAUUGUAUGAUAUUAUUAAUCAAUAGUCGAUGCAUCGCACCAAACGGGUUAGACAUGUGGUUAAUGUAUUAAACGAGAUAAGACAUGUGGAUACUGAAUACUAGUGUGCAAUUAUUAUUAUUUAUAUAUUUUUUUUCUCUUU
Messenger RNA from Solanum stenotomum, 1372 nucleotides. RefSeq names its product protein PIN-LIKES 7-like. Gene Ontology annotation, biological process: endoplasmic reticulum to cytosol auxin transport. Gene Ontology annotation, cellular component: membrane. Bases 39 to 1226 code for a protein of 395 amino acids. NCBI's taxonomy places the organism in Eukaryota, Viridiplantae, Streptophyta, Magnoliopsida, Solanales, Solanaceae. The record is from RefSeq and is a predicted model, not a curated record. The transcript has 10 exons.